Bufo bufo (common toad) is the source of this 2132-nucleotide messenger RNA. RefSeq names its product frizzled class receptor 2 (gene FZD2). Bases 403 to 2067 code for a protein of 554 amino acids. Gene Ontology annotation, molecular function: Wnt-protein binding; Wnt receptor activity. The transcript has a single exon. Gene Ontology annotation, cellular component: plasma membrane. Lineage: Eukaryota; Metazoa; Chordata; Amphibia; Anura; Bufonidae. Gene Ontology annotation, biological process: non-canonical Wnt signaling pathway; canonical Wnt signaling pathway. The record is from RefSeq and is a predicted model, not a curated record.
CCCUGAGUUUUAGCUUGGAGAGAAGGAUCCGGUCCCGGGACAGAGGGCGCCUUGAAACGGAUUGUUCAGAAGUGACUGGAGCACAAAGAGAAAGUGAUCCGAAUCAGAACCAGGAGGAGAAAGCGGUGGGACCAGAUCCGAGAGCAAGGAUCCGAGGGCACCCCAUAGAUCUCCGCCCUGCAGGACUGAGCUCAGUGUGAUCCGCCAGCAGAGGUGACACCAGGAGCUCCUGGGAGGGGGAGGCAGGAGGAACACAAGCACAACUUUGUCUCAUCGCUGCAGAUCUGAUUAUCCCAGCAAGAACUGGCAGGAGACACGUGUGACUGCAGCUCUGGAUCCUACUCCUCCGACUGUACCCCAGAACAGGUGAUACCAUCUCAGUUUUCUUCCUAAUCCUUAACCAUGCAGGGUGUGCCCAAAGCCACCCUUCUCCAAGUCCUCUGCCCACUGCUCGCCUUGGGUUUAAUUGCCAAUGCACAGCUUCACGGGGAAAAGGGCAUCUCAGUGCCAGAGCAUGGCUUCUGCCAGCCUAUCUCCAUUCCUCUGUGCACAGACAUUGCAUAUAAUCAGACAAUCAUGCCCAAUCUUUUGGGACACACCAAUCAAGAAGAUGCUGGGCUGGAGGUUCAUCAGUUCUACCCCUUAGUAAAAGUCCAAUGUUCUUCAGAACUGCGGUUCUUCUUGUGCUCAAUGUAUGCCCCAGUCUGCACAGUGUUGGAGCAAGCCAUCCCUCCCUGCCGCUCUAUUUGUGAACGUGCAAGACAAGGUUGUGAAGCCCUCAUGAACAAGUUUGGUUUCCAGUGGCCAGAGAGGUUAAGGUGUGAAAACUUUCCACGCCAUGGUGCAGAGCAGAUCUGCGUUGGGCAGAACCACUCGGAAGAUGGUGGUCCUACACUGUUGACUACUAGCCCACCGCUCCAUGGGACUAUUGGACCAGUCAUCUAUGCCACACCUGACCAUCCCUUCCAUUGCCCCAGGAUGUUGAAGGUACCAUCCUAUCUGAACUACAGAUUUCUAGGAGAGAAAGACUGUGCUGCUCCAUGUGAACCUUCUAAAAGUGAUGGCUUCAUGUUCUUCAGUCAAGAAGAGAUCCGCUUUGCCAGAGUAUGGAUUCUUAUUUGGUCAGUACUUUGCUGUGCAUCAACGUUUUUCACAGUGACCACUUACUUGGUAGAUAUGCAAAGGUUUCGCUAUCCUGAAAGACCCAUUAUUUUCUUGUCUGGAUGCUAUACCAUGGUGUCUGUGGCGUACAUUGCAGGCUUCGUGCUUGGUGACAAAGUUGUUUGCAACGAGGGAUUCUCAGAGGAUGGCUAUAAAACUGUCGUACAAGGUACCAAGAAGGAAGGGUGCACAAUUCUCUUCAUGAUGCUGUACUUUUUUAGCAUGGCUAGCUCCAUCUGGUGGGUCAUUCUUUCUUUAACAUGGUUCCUGGCUGCUGGCAUGAAGUGGGGACAUGAAGCAAUAGAAGCCAAUUCCCAGUACUUCCAUCUGGCAGCGUGGGCAGUACCAGCUGUAAAAACCAUAACCAUCCUGGCAAUGGGGCAGAUUGAUGGAGACCUUCUCAGUGGAGUUUGUUUUGUAGGACUAAAUAGCAUCGACCCACUGAGGGGAUUUGUGCUGGCUCCUCUCUUUGUCUACCUGUUUAUUGGAACUUCCUUUCUCCUUGCUGGUUUUGUAUCUCUCUUCAGAAUUAGGACCAUCAUGAAACACGAUGGCACGAAGACAGAGAAGCUGGAGCGGCUGAUGGUGCGGAUUGGGGUCUUCAGUGUUCUUUACACUGUACCUGCAACAAUUGUCAUUGCGUGCUACUUUUAUGAGCAGGCCUUUAGAGAGCACUGGGAGCGUAGUUGGGUGAGCCAGAACUGCAAGAGCCUAGCCAUCCCUUGCCCACUGCAAUACACCCCACGCAUGACCCCAGACUUUACAGUCUAUAUGAUAAAGUAUCUCAUGACUCUCAUCGUUGGCAUCACUUCUGGGUUCUGGAUCUGGUCAGGCAAAACUCUCCAUUCGUGGAGAAAGUUUUACACCAGGCUUACCAACAGCAAACAUGGAGAGACAACUGUGUGAGGACUGCAGUGUUCUGAAUGGGGCCUGGAACCAACUUGGACUAAACAUUCUCCAGAUUUUCCUUA